CUGAGUCAUAUUGGCAUUUCUCAUUUUUAUACUCUUUUAUUAUUGUAUUCAUAUUGUGGUUUGUCCAGCGAAGCGAUGUCUGGAGUUAUAAAUAGGCCUAUGAGUCAAAUGCGGAAGAUGGAGGCGAAAGAGUCCCUCUUCCGCACCCGCAAGCGGAUUCUCCGCUACCUGGUCCACAACUACCUGAAGGCUGAGGGAUUGUUCCACGCAGCUGAUACCAUGGCGGAGGAGGCAGGUCUCACCGCGGAGUAUGAGGUCUGCGAUAACAUAGACCUUGACAUCAUCAUGCAGGACUACACAAGCUACUACUUAUCGCGCUUCAACAAGCAGCCGCAGUUCCUCCGCCAGGUGUCGCCGCCGGCGCCCCGCAGGCCUCCAACGAGGCAGGCGAGACCGCGGGCGGAGCCCGAGGCCCUCACGGGGUUUGAGGCCUCGCUGCCUGACAUCACUGUCUCGCAGCUGGGUUUGGCUAAACAGAGCUAUGAAGGCAUACCAGCAAUAGAACUGAAGUCCCUGUCACCAUUCCUGGCCCGAGCGUCAACAGAGAAGAAGCAGCUAGUCGAAGACUUGUACCAGGAUAUCAUAAGACCUGCGAAUGUUAGCUGGGAGGACAUUAAGGGGUUAGAAGACGCGAAGAGCCUGUUGAUGGAGUCUGUCGUGUAUCCCGUCAGGCAUCCAGAAGUAUUCACCGGUCUUCUAGAACCGUGGCGAGGCGUGCUUUUACACGGACCCCCGGGUACGGGCAAGACGCUGCUAGCACGUGCCGUGGCCAACGAGAGUCGGUGCACGUUCUUCAAUGUUCAGCCAAGCACGGUUGUCACUAAAUGGCGGGGGGACUCAGAACGGAUCGUCAAAGUGCUCUUCGAGCUGGCUUCCUACUACUCUCCUUCAAUAAUCUUCAUCGAUGAAGUGGAGACAUUAGCCUCAGAACGCUCAAUGCCUGGCGAGCACGAGGCCUCACGGAGACUGAAGGCUCAACUCCUGACUGAGUUGGAUGGAGUGAGCGAGAGGGAAGGCAUAGUGUUCCUGCUCGCCAAUUCUAACAUGCCAUGGGAUAUUGACCCAGCCAUGCUGCGUCGCCUAGAGAAGCGCAUCUACAUCCCUCUGCCCGACCACAAGACCAGAGCUGAGCUGUUCUCCUUAUUCCUCGGUCCUGAUGCGGCGCCAUACCUCACCGACCUGGCCACGAGAACUGAGGGGUAUUCGGGCAGUGACGUAAAACUGGUGUGUAAGGAGGCACUAAUGGCAGGAGUUAGGAAGAUGCUGCCCAAUAUGGGGAAGGGAGAUAAAAACCAGCGCAAAGACCGCCUAGACCUGGCGGCCAUCUUGACGGCGAUAGACAAGACGAAGCCUGUCUCCAAGAACCUGAGCAAGAGGCAUGAACAAUGGCAGAACGAGACCGGCUGCUCGUGAUCGAUAUUAACACUUUCGCUACAAGAACCCGCCUGGCACUCGUGAACUUUGCUCAGAUGCUGGAGAACCCGCUGGGCACAAAGUUAAAAGCGAACGUCUCUAAAUUUCAGUAUUUUAUUCAAAUUAUCAACACACACAAAGAUACUUAAAAAAGUUGUUAUAGGGGUCAUCAUCAAAAUUGUAUUCUCUGCCACAGUAACUAUUGAAUAAAAGACGAAUUAUUAACAUUUGUUUAUUAGUAGUAGCUUAUUCUAUACAAAAUACUCUUUUUAAAAUAUAUGAACCAGUCUAAUUUUAGGAUCUCAAGUAUCUCAACUCAAUUCCAAUAUUCUAUCGAUGGUUAGCCUUUACCUAAACUUUUUAUUUCCAUUAAUUUACCCUAUUUAUUUUUAAUUUUGUAUACAAAAUAAAACAAUACGAUUAUAUUCAAUUGAUGAUUUUUAUUCACGAAAAUAAAUACUGGCUAUAACAAAUUUAUUACUAAAUCUAAAUAAUUAAAAAAAAUUAAACAUUGGUUAUAACUUGUUCUAUUACAUUGUUUAUUGAUUUACAUGUAUUUUUGUGACGCUAUGUAUUCUCAAUAAGGACUUUAAAAACUGUGCGUCGAUUCUGGUUCUAUUAAGAGGUAAUAUUUGCUUGAUAUUCGUUGAGAACAUUCGUCAGAGCAGCAGACGUGUAUUAAAGAGUAUUCAUAAAGGCUCUGUCGUAAUUUUCAUCGAUUGUCCAUAGAAACAUAGUCCACAUUACCCCUCCCUCCCUAUGUAGUCCGGAAAGCGGCCAAGCUGAAGUGGGAUUGGGCCGGUCAUGUCUGCCGAAUGCGUUAUCGGCCAAAAUUACCACAGAGUGACAGCAAAGGCCAAACGGGGACCCGGCAGAGCACGUAUGCGAUGGCGGAACGAGUUGGACUCCUUUUUGAAAUAAUAGCCGCAGACUGCUCGAAACCGGGAGGAAUGGAAAAAGCGGGGAGAGGCCUUUGCCCAGCAGUGGGACAUCGCAGGCUCUCAAUAAUAAUUAAUAUUAACAUUUCUUUCUCAUCAUAGAUACCAUAGGGCAUUAUGGAUUUUUGGGAGGCGUGCGCGGAGCCGAAGCCACCACGUAAAGUCCCUUUUGACACUAAUGACAUUAAAGGGGUAGUAGGGCUUUGUGCCCGGGACGCACGCAGCGGCAGCACCCGCCAGGGUGUAAGGACUAUUUUGAGAGUUAAUGGAAUUUCUGACAUUCAGGCGUUCAUAGGCUAAGCUUAACAUCAAGCCUUUUUCACCUACUCCCAACGUUGUAUAAAAAAGCGAACCUUCUCUUAAAUUAAACCAUGUGUUGAUAUGUUUAUGAUGCGAUCACGGUUAAAGGAACUAUAAUUUUAGUAAGGUGGGUAUUUUAAUCACUCAGUCAAUGUUAUUUUUAUAAAUUAAAGAUGAUACUGAUGAUAGUGAUUAUGAAAAUAUCAUGGAGUUUUUUUUUUCAAAGAUUAUAUACAGUAUGUAAACUAACGAAAACUUUACUGUAACCCGUAAAUGUCCAGGUGAUACUGAGAAACUUUUACUAUGGGAUCAACCCCGAAA
This is a messenger RNA of Leguminivora glycinivorella, 2972 nucleotides long. RefSeq names its product katanin p60 ATPase-containing subunit A-like 2. The record is from RefSeq and is a predicted model, not a curated record. Lineage: Eukaryota; Metazoa; Arthropoda; Insecta; Lepidoptera; Tortricidae. The transcript has 10 exons. The coding region runs from base 76 to 1413 and encodes 445 amino acids. Gene Ontology annotation, molecular function: ATP hydrolysis activity; ATP binding; protein binding.